Somion occarium is the source of this 1567-nucleotide messenger RNA. Lineage: Eukaryota; Fungi; Basidiomycota; Agaricomycetes; Polyporales; Cerrenaceae. The record is from the annotation of a GenBank genome assembly.
GUGCCGACGACCACCACACUGGACUUGACCUAGACAACAAUAAUGCCUACUAUAGCCUGCACCUCCUCCUUGCGUGCACGAGACCCCAAUAUGACUCUCUCCUUGAACUCGACUCACUUUCUCAUUGCAGGCAGUGCCUCCGACACGGUAUUGAAGAUGGCAACACGCGUCCCGCCUUCGUUAGAUGUGAUUCAUAAGUCAGACGUGACCUUUUCUAUUUCUGCGACAAUGGAUGGUUCGCCAACAAUCGGCAAAGACCUAAAAGAGUCUGCUCUGGCUCUCUACUUGGUGAACUUUCUGCAAUCGCAUUCUGGACAACUCGGCCUCUCAAACGUUUCUGAACUGUAUCUGGACGAGUCAGAUGGCCGUACAAAAUUUACUGUCUCUUCCUGCUCUCAACUAGACCCUGAAGAUUGCACGCUUUACUUAACCUUGCUAUCGAUUGACUUGUCUUUCUCAUGCCGUUCAAUACCCGGGAACCAUGUCGAAGACCCAUUGCUCGCUAUCAAUCCCUUCGCUUCACACGCUUACCUCCCCUUCAUGUCCGUGCUGGGCAAUGUCUUCUACCGCUUUAUCACACAUCACCUCAUCGCUCGAUACCCGCUUAUUUUUGGGUCAUGUUGCAAUAAAAUCAACGCGGAGUUACCGCUAUUGCCUUCCAUAUGUCGAUCCCUUCUCAACAUCGUCGAUCGUUCGGCGGACCCCACAUUUCGAAAACGUGCCCGGAAAGCUCUGAAGAAAUUGAACAGUCAAUAUAUCGAUAUAAUCGCCGCGAACCUUGCGGCUUUGUCGCGAUACUUAGGUUUAUCUAACGAAGACCUAGAGGGAUUUCCGGAUCCAGAACGGACAUUAACUAGGGAACAGAUGCUACACAGGUCUCUAGUCACUUUUUUAAAGCACAGGAUCAAACCUUUCCGAUUCAAGCCUCUCCCGACUUUGAGCUCUACCUAUACUGCGGCUGUAUUCGAUUUGGUGCCAGAUACCUCCUCGCAGUCGACAGUCGAUGAAGCCCCUCUAACACCCGCCGAACUUGAACAUACUGAGUCUCCAUCUUUGACGCUUGACAUCGACAAUCCCUUCGAUUACGGUGAUGAAGACGAAGAGAAAUUCGACGAAUACUUAGACGCCUCUGAUAACGACCUUCCUCUAAAUGUUUUGGACGACGAUAACUCGGAUGAAAUUCUCGAUGAUGAUAUUUUCAUACAUGAUGUCCCGACCGACGACUUCUUGGAAGACCUGGACUUGCCUGCUUCUCCCAUACCGCUGCUCGAGGACGAACUUAUUUGGCUUCCCGAACAGGAGCUUGACGAUAGCGGAUCUGUGGAAGCGGUCGGUACUCCACCGGAACUUGCAGAUGACCUAUGGCAGAAUCACGAUAUGCUUGACUUUGCUACGAAUGAAGACUGUGCUGACGAGCUGAUGUCUUUUCUUGGGGAGGAACAUUUCGAGUUAUGCGGCUUCGAUUGACCAACCCCUUUCUGUACUGUUUCUUUCUAACGGUGUAUGUAGUGCUAUGCUAUUCCGGUACGAAACGCUGCGCAGCACGCUUGGCUGUCUCCUUUCAAGC